AAGUCGUAAAGAAAUGUAAACUGUCGUAAACUUUCACGCGGAGGACUCGUGUGUUUUGGUCAGUUCAGUCAAACUUGAGGCGUUUUUCUAGUGCUGGAGAACACACUGAUGAAGAUGUCCCCGCGGUAAAGACACUGGAGCUGUGGAUGUGCGUCAGGCUGCGUCAUGUUCGUGCUGGUGGAGAUGGUGGACACUGUGAGGAUCUCACCCUGGGACUUCCACAAACAACUCAACGACGCUAUAGCAGAGGAGCUCAACAAGAAACUGGCCAACAAGGUCGUCUACAGUGUGGGACUGUGUAUCUGCCUGUACGACAUCACCAAACUGGAUGAUUCUUUUAUAUUUCCAGGAGAUGGAGCCUCACACACUAAGGUUCAUUUUAGGUACGUUGUCUUCCAUCCUUUCCUUGACGAGGUUCUCGUUGGCAAGAUCAAGUACUGUAGUCAAGAGGGAGUUCAUGUAACUAUGGGCUUCUUUGACGACAUCCUCAUUCCUCCAGAGUCUCUUCAGCAGCCUGCAAAGUUUGAUGAGGCAGAGCAGGUCUGGCUUUGGGAAUAUGAGACUGAUGAAGGCGCUCACGACCUCUACAUGGACCAGGGAGAAGAAAUUCGCUUUAGAGUCACAGAUGAAGUUUUUUUGGACACUUCUCCAACGGGACCAACUACUGCUACUGAAGACACUGCAGCCCAACCUGGACAGUCCACAGGGCCACCACCAGAGGCUGCUGCGGAGAAGAAACAAGCACCGUACACGCUCAUAGGGACCAUUUCUGAACCAGGACUGGGGUUACUGUCCUGGUGGAACAAUUAACCAAGUGAAUGAAGACAAGGGAACGGUUUGUUUGUAAAAGACUAAACUGUUGGAAAACAGUACUUUACUUUACACCUUAAAAUACUGUGUACAAGAAAAUGAGGAUGAAAAAUGAGAGCACAGAUUUGUUGCAGGUUGGUAUGAUGCUUUUUCUGGGUUGCCUCAAGUUUCAAUUAUGGAAACUUCAAUUAAUGUACAUAUUCAACUGGAAAAUAAAUACAGCCGUGACAUUUUUAUUUUCACCUAGUUGCCUUAUUAGGAUAUAAUUACUGUGUGACAGGAAUUUUAAAUUUUAAAGUUAGACUUUAAUGUAAGUUUUUGUACAUUUACAGCAAACGCAGCCAUAAAUCACAGCCGUGUGAUCACUGUCUGUUCACAGGAUGUUUGUGAGCCUGGACCACUAUAAUUAAUCAUAUAUAGUACAAAUAUGAACAGAUUAGUGGCACAACGUUAUUGUGGUGAACUUUGAUGCAAUUUCCAUAAUGACAGAAAUGUUGUGUUUUGUGUGCGCUCUGGGUUAUGUAUUUUUAUUAUGGUUUGGCCAUGACUCAUUUGACUGUUGAAAAUUGCAUCCGUAUGUUUUUUCCCCAGUAUGUAUAGACUUUGCACCUUGUGUUAUACAGCAGAAUAAAAUAAAUCAAAACUACAAAUGUUAUUAAACAUUU
Messenger RNA from Periophthalmus magnuspinnatus, 1475 nucleotides. It is a transcript of the gene polr3h, whose product is annotated as polymerase (RNA) III (DNA directed) polypeptide H. Gene Ontology annotation, cellular component: RNA polymerase III complex. Bases 166 to 810 code for a protein of 214 amino acids. Gene Ontology annotation, biological process: DNA-templated transcription; transcription initiation at RNA polymerase III promoter. The transcript has 6 exons. Gene Ontology annotation, molecular function: DNA-directed RNA polymerase activity; DNA binding. NCBI's taxonomy places the organism in Eukaryota, Metazoa, Chordata, Actinopteri, Gobiiformes, Gobiidae. The record is from RefSeq and is a predicted model, not a curated record.